Messenger RNA from Fukomys damarensis (Damara mole-rat), 1581 nucleotides. Its product is annotated as leukotriene-B4 omega-hydroxylase 3. The transcript has 13 exons. Lineage: Eukaryota; Metazoa; Chordata; Mammalia; Rodentia; Bathyergidae. The record is from RefSeq and is a predicted model, not a curated record. Bases 1 to 1554 code for a protein of 517 amino acids. Gene Ontology annotation, molecular function: iron ion binding; oxidoreductase activity, acting on paired donors, with incorporation or reduction of molecular oxygen; monooxygenase activity.
AUGACACAGCUGAGGCUGUCCUGGCUGGGACUGAGUUGGGAGGAAGCCUUCCCUUUGCUGUUCCUGCUGCUAGGUGGGGUCACCUGGUUCUUGAUCCAAAUUCUGAAAUGGAUCUACUCCUUCUAUGAAUACUACAGUCACCUCCGCUGCUUCCCUCAGCCCCCGAAAUGGAACUGGCUCUCCGGUCACUUGGGCAUGGUGCCUCCCACGGAGCAGGGUUUGAAGGAUGCAGCUCAGCUGGUUGCCACUUACCCCCAGGGCUUUCUGAUGUGGAAGGGCCCCAUGUUGCCCAUCGUCACUUUGUGCCACCCUGACAACAUCCAGUGUGUCCUCAGUGCCUCAGCUGAAGUUGCAGACAAGGACAUCUUUGCCUACAACUUCCUGAAACCCUGGCUGGGGGAUGGACUCUUGCUGAUUGCUGGUCACAAGUGGAGCCACCGCCGUCGCCUACUGACACCCUCCUUCCAUUUCCAUGUCCUGAAGCCCUACGUGAAGAUUUUCCGUGCCUGCACAAAUGUCAUGCUUGCCAAGUGGCAGUGCCUGGCCUCAGAGGGCAGCGCCUGUCUGGACAUGUUUGAGCACAUCAGCCUGUUGACCUUGGACACUCUGCAGAAAUGUGUGUUCAGCUUUGAGAGCAACUGUCAGGAGAAUUGGAAGAAAUAUAUUCUCACCAUCUCAGAGCUCAGUGCCCUUGUGACGAAAAGGAUCGAUCAGCCUCACCUGCACAGGGAUUCCCUGUACCAUCUCACCCGUGACGGGCAGCGCUUCCAGAAGAUCUGCGAAGUGUUAAAGAGUUUCACAGAUGCUGUCAUGUUGGAUCGCUGUCGUACAAUAGUCAGUCUCAGGACCAAGACUUUGAACUUCAUGGAUGUGCUUCUGCUGUGUGAGGAUGAAGAUGGAAAGGCAUUGCCACUUGAAGACUUACGAGGAGAGGCUGCCACUUUUAUGUUUAAGGGUUAUGAAACCACGGCCAGUGGUCUCUCCUGGGCGCUGUACAACCUGGCCAGGCACCCAGAAUACCAGGAGCGCUGCCGGCAGGAGGUGCGAGAGCUCCUGAGGGGCCGUGGGCCUGAAGAGAUUGAAUGUUCCUGUCGUGGUUUCCUUAGGGAGGACCUGGCCCAGCUGCCCUUCCUGACCAUGUGCAUCAAGGAGAGCCUGCGUCUGCACCCCCCGGUCACCGACAUCUCCCGCUGCUGCACACAGGACGUUGUGCUCCCCGAUGGCCGGGUCAUCCCCAAAGGUGUUACCUGCCUCAUCAGUAUUUUCGGGCUGCAUCACAACCCAGCUGUGUGGCCGGACCCCGAGGUCUACGACCCCUUCCGCUUUGACCCAGAGAACAGCAAGGACAGGUCGCCUCUGGCUUUCAUUCCCUUCUCCGCGGGGCCCAGGAACUGCAUCGGGCAGACCUUCGCCAUGGCGGAGAUGAAGGUGGUGCUGGCGCUGACUCUGCUGCGCUUCCGCGUCCUGCCCGAUGCCACGGAGCCGCGCCGGAAGCCCGAGCUGAUCCUGCGCGCAGAGGGCGGGCUAUGGCUGCGCGUGGAGCCGCUGAGCUGAGCUGUGCGUGCAGGGAGCUCGGUGACC